Anopheles darlingi is the source of this 518-nucleotide messenger RNA. Its product is annotated as FAU ubiquitin-like and ribosomal protein S30. Bases 101 to 508 code for a protein of 135 amino acids. The record is from RefSeq and is a predicted model, not a curated record. Lineage: Eukaryota; Metazoa; Arthropoda; Insecta; Diptera; Culicidae. The transcript has 2 exons. Gene Ontology annotation, cellular component: ribosome; cytosolic small ribosomal subunit. Gene Ontology annotation, biological process: translation. Gene Ontology annotation, molecular function: structural constituent of ribosome.
GCCUCGCGAUUCCACGUGCAAUUUCCGUGCAAAUUUUCCUUUUGCAGUUCUCGGAACUUUUCCAUAAUUUGCAGUUUCAACGAAACCGACAUAAUCGACCAUGGAGAGGUUGUACAUUCGUGUAUCAAACAAAAGACGUGUUCUAGAUGUGGCAGAUGCGGGUGUCGAAACGAUUGGAGACAUCAAGGAGAUACUUUCCAUCGGAGCCGAUGCGAAGCUUUGGUGUGAGGGCAAAUGGUUGCAAGAUUGGCAGCUGAUCACGGAGCUCACCUCGGACGAAAUCGAUGUAACGCUGCCCCUGCUCGGUGGAAAAGUUCACGGAUCGCUGGCACGAGCCGGCAAGGUGAAGAGCCAAACCCCCAAGGUGCAACACGAGGAUAAGAAAAAGAAGAAACUUACAGGACGAGCCUUGCGGCGCCGCCAAUUCAAUCGCCGUUUCAACAAUCAGGUCGUUUUUGGCAGAUUUGGUAAAAAACCCAAUAGCAACGCUUCGAACAAAAUGAAAUAAAUAAUGAUGG